CUCACACCCUCUAAGGGCCUCUUCUCUCCUUCUUCUUCUUCUUCCUAUCUUUCUCUCAACAAUUCCUUUCCAUUUAGAAAGAAGAAAAUGGUGAAGUUUUCAAAGGAGCUUGAAGCUCAACUAAUCCCAGAAUGGAAGGACGCCUUUGUAAACUACUGGCAACUCAAAAAACAGAUAAAGAAGAUCAAGCUCUCACAAAAACCCGCACAUCCCCACCAUGUUCUUGAUCAUGAAUAUGGUCUCUCGAUUUUUGAUCCCAUUCGCUCCCUCGCCAAUAAUAUAUCCAGCAAGCUCUUCCACUCUGAUACCAUGACCGAAAUCAUUCAGGUAAAGAGCAGGAGAAUGGAGGAUGGUGAUGUGUACCAAACUGAGCUUGUUCAAUUGUUCUCAGAAGAAGAUGAGGUGAGGGUGUUUUUUGAGGGAUUGGAUGAGGAGCUAAAUAAAGUGAACCAGUUUUACAAGACCAAAGAGAGUGAGUUUCUUGAAAGAGGAGAGAUUCUAAACAAGCAGCUAGAGAUUUUACUGGACCUCAAACGGAUCCUCAAUGAACGCCGCCGUAAGCCGAACGCCGGGGUUCUUUCUCGUUCCUGGUCAUCUUCACCUCGGAACUCUGAUUUUUCUGAGAGUGCAAGUGAAUCAAAUGAGAUCUCAACAGAUUCACAAACUGAUGAAAUCAUCGCAGCACUAGAGAAAAAUGGUAUCAAUUUCAUCAACUCGGCGACAAGAACAAAAACAAAGAAAGGGAAACAUAAGAUGGCAAUGAGGAUUGACAUUCCGGCUACGACACCAACACGAACAAUCACAGCCGUAACAUCGAUGUUGUGGGAAGAUUUGGUCAAUAAUCCUAAAAAAGAAGGUGCCGGUGAUUUCAUUAAUAGAAAGAAGAUCCAGUGUGCUGAGAAGAUGAUUAGAGGUGCAUUUGUGGAGCUCUAUAGAGGCCUUGGUCUACUUAAAACGUACAGCUCACUGAAUAUGGUGGCCUUCACGAAAAUAUUGAAGAAAUUCGACAAGGUAUCCAAUCAGCAGGCAUCGGCAAGUUACUUAACAGUAGUGAAGAGAUCCCACUUUAUUAGCUCCGAUAAGGUUGUUAGGCUAAUGGAUGAUGUGGAGUCCAUAUUCACAAAGCACUUCGCCAACAAUGACAGGAAAAGGGCUAUGAAGUUCCUGAGACCCCAGAGACAAAGAGAGUCUCACAUGGUCACUUUUUUUGUUGGAUUAUUUACUGGCUGUUUUGUAUCACUGUUCAGUGUAUACGCAAUCUUGGCUCACUUAUCUGGUAUUUUUAGGCCAAAUUCUGAGAGAUCAUAUGUGGAAACUGUCUACCCUGUUUUCAGUGUCUUUGCCUUGUUAAGUUUGCACUUGUUUAUGUAUGGGUGCAACCUCUUCAUGUGGAAGGGAACAAGGAUCAACUACAACUUCAUUUUUGAAUUCCAACCCAGCACAGCCCUCAAGUACAGAGACGCCUUUCUCAUUUGCACCACCUUCAUGACCUCGGUGGUUGCGGCAAUGGUAAUCCAUCUUCUCUUAAGAGCUAGUGGUUUUUCGCCAAACCAUGUUGAUGCCAUUCCUGGGAUUCUCCUCGUUAUUUUUGUUUUCGUGCUCAUUUGCCCAUUUGACAUCUUCUAUCGCCCAACACGUUAUUGCUUCGUCCGUACUAUAAGAAACACAGUCUGCUCUCCAUUUUACAAGGUUUUGAUGGUCGACUUUUUCAUGGCAGACCAGCUUACUAGCCAGAUUCCAUUAAUGAGGUACAUGGAAUCCACAGCUUGUUACUUUAUAGCUGGGAGUUUCAAGACUCAUAGAUAUGAAACCUGCAACUCCGGAAGGCUAUACAGGGAGCUUGCUUAUGUCAUUUCAUUUUUGCCUUACUAUUGGCGUGCUAUGCAGUGUGCAAGAAGAUGGUUUGAUGAAAGUGACCUGAACCAUUUGGCUAACAUGGGGAAGUACGUUUCUGCCAUGGUGGCAGCCGGUGCGAGGCUUACUUACGCUAAUCAGGAGAACCACCUAUGGUUAGGUAUAGUCCUGGUUACUUCUGUGUUUGCUACCAUAUAUCAAUUGUACUGGGAUUUUGUUAAGGACUGGGGACUUCUCAACUCUAAAUCCAAGAAUCUGUGGCUAAGAGAUGAUUUGAUUCUAAAGAACAAAAGCGUCUAUUACAUGUCCAUCGCCCUGAACAUAGUUCUUAGAGUUGCUUGGGUGGAGACUGUCAUGGGGUUCCGCUUCAAUAUGGUUGAGUCACGUAUGUUAGAUUUUUUCUUGGCUUCUUUGGAGGUAAUUCGACGUGGCCAUUGGAAUUUUUACAGGUUGGAGAAUGAACAUCUGAAUAAUGUUGGAAAGUUCAGGGCAGUGAAGGCAGUUCCCCUGCCAUUCCGCGACACUGAUUCUGAUGGCUGAGAUGUUCUUCCAUCAAAAUGUAUAGAGUUCCCGUGCAAGUUCAUUCCAGAUGAAGUCCCUGGAAGGCGGACAUAAUGACAUAAAUGGGCCAUAUUCAGUACUUCUUAUGAUGACAUAUAUGGAAUCCGUAUCUUAUAAGAAAAUGUGCGAGUAUCCUUGCCCUUCUGCACAGAUCCAGUUGAUUCUGCUAUUGUAAAGCUCUGAGUGUAAUGAAGAAAGCGAACAUCAAGUUUACUUUGUAUUAUCUUGUACAAUGUUUGGGAAUUCUAACUUCGAUUGGAUUAUAUGAAUGAAACUACCAAAAAA
This is a messenger RNA of Populus euphratica (Euphrates poplar), 2700 nucleotides long. RefSeq names its product phosphate 1 (gene PHO1). Lineage: Eukaryota; Viridiplantae; Streptophyta; Magnoliopsida; Malpighiales; Salicaceae. Gene Ontology annotation, biological process: cellular response to phosphate starvation. Gene Ontology annotation, cellular component: membrane. The record is from RefSeq and is a predicted model, not a curated record.